This is a messenger RNA of Quercus robur (English oak), 1737 nucleotides long. RefSeq lists its product as uncharacterized. Bases 1 to 1737 code for a protein of 578 amino acids. The transcript has 4 exons. NCBI's taxonomy places the organism in Eukaryota, Viridiplantae, Streptophyta, Magnoliopsida, Fagales, Fagaceae. The record is from RefSeq and is a predicted model, not a curated record. Gene Ontology annotation, molecular function: RNA-DNA hybrid ribonuclease activity; nucleic acid binding.
AUGUUAGAUGUGGUUGAGACAAGGGUAUCAACCGAGAUGAAUGCGGAGUUGAUUAAGCCUUUUGUAGAGGCAAAGGUGCAGCUUGCUCUUAAGCAAAUGGAUGCGAACACAACUCCAGGGCCGGAUGGCCUACCACCACUAUUUUACAAGCAGUUCUGGGGAAAAAUUGGGCGAGAAGUCACAGAAGCGGUCUUAUCAGCCCUUAAUACAGUGACAGGAGGUCUAAACGCUCUAUUCAAACAAGCUGAGUGUGGUGGAGAAAUAAGGGGAGUUUCUUUGUGCCCGACGGGUCCGAGAAUUUCUCACCUGUUGUUUGCUGAUGACAGCUUGGUCUUUUGUAGAGCUACAGUCUCCGAGUGUGUGAAGAUCCAAUCUCUCCUUUAUCUUUAUGAACUUGCCUCAGGCCAGUCCAUUAAUAGAGGGAAAACUAACAUUUUCUUCAGCUCAAACACUCUUUCACGUACUCAAGAUGCUAUCAUUAAUUUUUUUGGUAUUCCGGCAACCCAAAGUUAUGAGUAUUACCUCGGUCUACCUUCCUUGGUUGGUCGAGCGAAAAAGAAGUCUUUUAGUCUUAUAAAGGAAAGAAUAUGGAAAAAAUUGAAGGGCUGGAAGGAGAAGUUGUUAUCACAAGGGGGUCGUGAAAUCCUUGUCAAGGCUGUUAUCCAAGCAAUCCCCACUUAUACCAUGUCCUGCUUCAAGCUACCAAAAGGGCUUAUUAAGGAGAUUGAGACCCUCAUUAGAAAGUUUUGGUGGAGUUAUAAAGGUGAGCAAAGGAAAAUUCAUUGGGUUGGUUGGGACAAGAUGUGCAGGCCUAAAGGUGAAGGAGGUAUGAGGUUUAGAGAACUAGAGAAGUUUAAUGAUUCGCUUUUGGCUAAGCAAAUCUGGCGCCUAGCUUAUAAUGAAGAGAGUCUUUUUCACAAAGUCUUCAAAGCAAAGUUUUUCCCAAAUUGUUCAAUCAUGGAGUUCGAGUCCUUGAACAAAGGGUCUUAUGCGUGGAGGAGUAUCAUAAAAGCUAAACAUGUUAUGGACUUAGGAAUGGGUGUUUCGGACAAGCAAGUGUGGGUGCCUUCCAAUAAUGGCGAAUUUACAACACGUUCAGCUUACCAUUUACUUGCAGGUCAGGGGAGGAAUUUGUUGCCAAGUAGUUCAUCAGGUGGUGGUAAUAAACAAGUCUGGAAGAGUAUAUGGAAUUUACAGGUUCCACACAAGAAAGAUGAUCGAAGAGUUGCAGUAGCUGCUACGAGAGUUCCUAGAUGGAUUCCUCCCAUUCCAAAUCAUUUCAAAAUCAAUUUUGAUGGGGCUGUCUUCUCGGAGUUGAAUGCAGCAAGACUAGGACUGGUCAUUUGUGAUUCCUAUGGAAGGAUGGUUGGUGCCUUGGCUAAGCGAAUUCCUAUUCCAAUCUUAGCAGCUAUUGUUGAAGCUUUAGCCUACCGUAGAGCCUUGAUCUUUGCUAAGGAGCUGAACUUAAUGGAUACUGUUUUCGAAGGAGAAGCAGAGCAAAUUAUUAUAGCUUUGUUGGCCAAAGAGGUGCAUCAGCCUGAGUAUGGACAUGUUUUACAAGACUCUCUGGUCCUAGCUUCUGGCUUUCGGGUUUGUAGUUUUAACUAUGUUAUGCGUGUAAGCAACUCUGUUGCUCAUUUCCUUUCUAGACGUUCUAAAACAGGUAACGAGUUACAGGUUUGGCUGGACUCUAUCCCUGACAAUCUAGCACCCCUUGUCUCAAGGGAUGUUUUGUAA